Messenger RNA from Dicentrarchus labrax (European seabass), 2233 nucleotides. RefSeq names its product hemicentin-1-like. The transcript is spliced from 9 exons. NCBI's taxonomy places the organism in Eukaryota, Metazoa, Chordata, Actinopteri, Moronidae. The record is from RefSeq and is a predicted model, not a curated record. The coding region runs from base 99 to 1808 and encodes 569 amino acids.
GUGUGUAGUGUGCGAUAACAGUGGGCAAGGCCUUUGUUUCCAAUGCGUUAUAAGAGUGUGGAUGGUUAUAGAAGUGUUGAUAGACUGUCUGCAGCACCAUGGUUCAUCUCUCAGCCCGUCUGCUGCUGCCGCUGCUGCUCUCCUGCCUGGCAGGUUUUUCUGCCAGUGAAAAGGAGCAGGGUGGAGCCGUGGGGGAAACCUCAUAUGGGCCAUCCUCAGUGGAGAUCUAUGGGGUCGGGUUAGUGACAGUGGGAAUCCUCUAUGGGUUCCAGUGCACGUCCAAUUGCUUCCCAGACUGCCACUACAGCUGGACCAGGGGGAACGUGACCUCUCAGGGGCCUGAGCUGAGCCUACAGCUUCUGCACAGAAUUCCCACACAGAUCCUGACCUGCACAGUGGUCAAUCCCGCCACGGGGAAGUCAGCCUCAGUCCACAAGACGCUGCAAGUGACGGCUGGACCAUCGAACAUAAAGCUCAGCGGGCCACCCAUGCUCACCUUUGGUGCUGAAUCCGUCUUUACCUGCUCAGCUGACUGCUACCCUUCCUGCAGCUACUCAUGGAGCGUUAUCAUUGAUGAGGAGGUGUUCAGUACCUCGCAAGGCAACACAAUUUCUGUCACUCCACCUACGAGCACCGUCGACUCUGAAACUCUGCUGUGUGAGGCUCAGGACACCGUCUCACACCUCUACAUCUCUACGACUCUGUUUCUGUGGGUGGCAAGUUCAUCUGACAUUAGCAUCACUGGUGACAGUAAAGUGGUGAUGGGAAAACAGUACACGUUCCUGUGCUUUGCCACAUGCAUCCCAUCCUGUGACUUCAUAUGGAAGUACAUGGGGAAGACUUUCCAGGGUAGCGUAGUCCAGAUACCCAUCCUGAACCAGGGGGACAAGCCAAAGUUCACUAGUCACCUGGAGAUUACUUUUAGCGACUAUGCUAAGAUUGAGCCUCUGAUCUGUGAGGCAACAAACACCAUAUCUCACACCACUAUCACCGCCACUAAGAACCUCACUGUCUCCGACCCCAUCUCGGUGCGUCCCACCUCUCAAGCCGCGCCACUGGCAGGCAACUCUUUCUCCCUGCAGUGUGUCGGCUCUCAGAACCCAGUGUCCAUUACAUGGCUGAAGAACAAACGUCCAAUGCCAGCAUCUGAAGGACUGAAUUUCUCCCCUGACAACACCACAAUGACCUUCAGUGAUCUCCUGUGGUCAGAUUCAGGUUUAUACCAAUGUGUGGUGAAAGACGGUGACACCCCCAUCCAGUCGGUUAGCUACAACAUGCAAGUAAUCUAUGGGCCAACUAGUAUUGUGCUCGAAGGAUCAAAUAUAUUGACUGUGGGAACACAGUAUGAUUUCCAGUGCGGUUCCAACUGCUACCCGGCAUGCAAGUUAACCUGGACCUGGGGUAACAUGACCUCUGAGGGCCCGGAGCUGACCUUGCAGUUUGAGGAAGCACAACCAGCAAUGAACCUGACCUGCACGGCAGUCAACCCUUACACAGGAUUGUCAAUGAAUGAUGAAACAACGCUGCAAAUAGCAAAUGGACCACUGAACGUGAUCAUUUCAGGACCAGACACCCUCGAGAUCGGGGUCACGGCGAGCUUUACGUGCUCAGCUGAAUGCGUUCCUUCCUGCACGUUCACAUGGACCGUGUCUGGAAAAACCAUCAAGGGUAGUGCCAUUGACAUCACGGUGAACCGCCAUGUUUCCAAAGAGUCCAUCAGCUGCCAGGCUGAGAACACAUACACCAGGGAGACGGCAACGGCCUAUGAGACGCUCAGUGUCUCAGAUCCUCACUGGUGUGGAUGUUGAGACACUGGAAGAACUGUACUCUACAUGCAAACUACAUUCUCCUGAUCUGCGAACACUCUGCGCAGAGCGGAGCACAAAGAUAUAUACUUUGGUAAUCUUUUAUUAAUGACACUUACUGUAUGUGUAAGGGUAUAUUUGCUCAAGCACAGUGUAUGCUGACUGUGAUGGAAUUGGCAACCUGAACAGGGUGUUUCCCUGUCUUUAUCACAAUGCAUUCUGGGACAGGUUCCAACCUCUUUGUGACCCUGAACAAGAUUAGACAGGUAUGGAGAAAGGACUUAUGGAUUGUGUGCUUGAGUAAUACGUUUUGGGGUUUAAUUACACUAGGCUAGUCAUUUUCUUUUCAUGAUGUAUUCCCAUUUCUCUUGCCAAACAAUAUGCACUAUUAUACUUAAUAAACAAUGACCUACUGUGCGUUUACCGAU